This is a messenger RNA of Sclerotinia sclerotiorum 1980 UF-70, 879 nucleotides long. RefSeq lists its product as hypothetical. Gene Ontology annotation, cellular component: peroxisomal matrix. The record is from RefSeq and is a predicted model, not a curated record. The transcript has 3 exons. Lineage: Eukaryota; Fungi; Ascomycota; Leotiomycetes; Helotiales; Sclerotiniaceae. Bases 1 to 879 code for a protein of 292 amino acids. Gene Ontology annotation, molecular function: fatty acyl-CoA hydrolase activity. Gene Ontology annotation, biological process: acyl-CoA metabolic process; fatty acid catabolic process.
AUGGCGAAUCGUCCGACGCUUGUCCCACCUCCUCCUAUCAACCCUUCGAAAUCUGCCAUUGAGAAUGUAUUAGAACUUCGAGAACUCAGUCAGAUUGGGCCGGACAUCUUCACAAACGCUCACCCCUUAUGGCUCCCUCCUAAUGCACGAGGUGUAUACGGAGGAGCAAUCAUCGCACAAUGUCUUGCAGCGGCACAAUGCACCGUCCCGCGUAACUUUACCGUACACAGCAUGCACUGUUAUUUUGUCCUGGCUGGCAACUCUGCUUUGCCAGUCAUGUACUACGUUGAACAUGUCCGCGAAGGUCGUUCGUUCGCUACCCGCACAGUUCAAGCACGUCAAAAGGGGCAAUGUAUAUUCACUACUACAAUGUCUUUUGUGAGGGAGGAUAGCGGAGGCAAACAGAAGGUCAAUCAUGCGGUUCCAAUUCCAAAGAAUAUUAGACCACCCAAGGAGGAUGACGAAUUGUUCCAAAUGGAGAUGAAUAUUGAUAGCCCAUUUAUCAGUCAGAGGCUUGAGGUCUUGAAUGCCGAGUCUGGGAAGCCGCAUGAACAGAAAAUGAGGCAGUGGAUCAAGGCGAGGGGAAGGAUUAGUGAUGAGGGUGGACAUCAGGCGCAUUUGAAUGCCUUGGCUUAUAUGAGUGACAGCUAUUUCAUUGGCACUGUUGGUAGAAUACACAAGCUCUGGAGAUUUGGUGAGGAAGGAAAGAGAAAGGAGGGGGACAACUCGGAAGAGACGUGGAAGGAUAAGUAUGUGAAGAAACUGAAAGAAGCAGAAGGAUUCGGAGAUGAUUUGAACAACGAUAAGAGGAGUCCGGAGAUUGGAAUGGUAGGCGUUGUGAGACUCAAGCAGGAUGACUCGGAGAAAGCUAAGUUAUAA